AUGUACGAGCAAGCAGAGCCGGUCCGGUCCCCUGUUGUGGGGUCCGGCAACAGUCAAACCAGCGGACCACAGGCCAAAGCACCUUCUGCCCACCAGAGUGGUCUGCACGGGCGUGCCCGCCAUGGCAACGCCGCUGAUCACAAGCGGCAGAAAGGGCUGGAAACGUCUUCAGAUACGUACGAAGAUGCCGAGACCGUAAAUCUGUCACCGCCAUUUCGCGAGGCGCGGCUGCAGCGGGCUGGGUUACGGGGAGAACCGCCCAUGGAGGGGGCUGAUGGCAGGAACAUCAGGCGUUAUGUCAAUUCACCUGACGCAACGGACACGUCUACAGACCACACGUAUCCGAGUGAAACAAUCGGCCACCGUGGUCUCCGUGACUUUGUUCGCCCCUACCACGGCUGCAUUACUCGCAUUACUGCUGUGGUACCGGUGGCAACCUUGGUCAUCUUGGGACUCGUCGUAGCGGUGUUCAAUGUUAAAAAGGGUCAGCGGCUCCGAGUUCCUUCUCCACCACUUACCCCUGCCGUAUAA
This is a messenger RNA of Branchiostoma belcheri (Belcher's lancelet), 531 nucleotides long. RefSeq lists its product as uncharacterized. The record is from RefSeq and is a predicted model, not a curated record. Bases 1 to 531 code for a protein of 176 amino acids. The transcript has 3 exons. NCBI's taxonomy places the organism in Eukaryota, Metazoa, Chordata, Leptocardii, Amphioxiformes, Branchiostomatidae.